This is a messenger RNA of Echinops telfairi (small Madagascar hedgehog), 2600 nucleotides long. RefSeq names its product coagulation factor II thrombin receptor like 2 (gene F2RL2). The record is from RefSeq and is a predicted model, not a curated record. NCBI's taxonomy places the organism in Eukaryota, Metazoa, Chordata, Mammalia, Afrosoricida, Tenrecidae. Gene Ontology annotation, molecular function: thrombin-activated receptor activity. Gene Ontology annotation, cellular component: membrane. The transcript is spliced from 2 exons. Gene Ontology annotation, biological process: positive regulation of Rho protein signal transduction; blood coagulation; phospholipase C-activating G protein-coupled receptor signaling pathway. Bases 109 to 1245 code for a protein of 378 amino acids.
GCUUUCCAUCUGCGCCAGUACAUGGACCUGAGGGGAAACCCUGCUCCCAGCCGGGCUCUGUAAGGCUAAGCACCUGCCAACAGCAGAGACCUGGGCGCAUUCUUCAAAAUGCAAGCGCUCAUCUCCGCAGCUGCCGGGCUCCUGCUCUCGUCACCCACUGUCUGCCAGAGCGGCAUGGAACGUGACGCGGACCACUUGGUAGAGCCAACAUUACCUAUUAAGACCUUUCGCGGAGGCCCCCCAAGUUCUUUUGAAGGGUUUCCCAUGUCCGACAUUGAAGGCUGGACGGGAGCCACCCAUACUUCAAAAGCUCAGUGUCCCGAGGAAAGUGUAUCAGAGCUCCACGUGACCAACGCUACCCUGGGGUACCUGAGCAGCUCCCUCAGCACCAAACUGAUACCCGCCAUUUACAUCCUGGUCUUCCUGGUGGGCGUGUCAGCCAACGCCGUGACCCUGUGGAUGCUCAUCUUCAGGACCAGAUCCGUCUGCAUGGCAGUCCUUUACACCAACCUGGCCGUUGCGGAUUUUUUCUUUUGCAUCACGCUGCCCUUUAAGAUCGCGUACCAUCUCAACGGCAACAACUGGGUGUUUGGCGAGGCCAUGUGCCGGGCCACCACGCUCAUCUUCUAUGGCAACAUGUACUGCUCCAUCUUACUGCUCGCCUGUAUCAGCAUCAGCCGCUACCUGGCCAUCGUGCACCCCUUCACUUACCGGGGGCUGCCCAAGCGCACCUACGCCUUACUGACGUGUGGACUGGUGUGGGCAAUGGUUUUCUUAUACAUGCUGCCAUUUUUCAUCCUGAAGCAGGAGUACUACCUUGUCCAGCCGGACAUCACCACCUGCCACGAUGUCCACAACACGUGCGAGCCUUCGUCUCCCUUCCAAACCUACUACUUCAUCUCCUUGGCAUUCUUUGGAUUCUUCAUUCCCUUUGUGGUCAUCUUCUUCUGCUACACUGCCAUCAUCAGGACGCUGAACACCUAUGAUCGCAGAUGGCUGCGGUCUGUGAAGGCCAGUCUCCUCAUCCUGGCGAUUUUUACCAUCUGCUUUGCGCCAAGCAACAUCAUACUCAUCAUUCACCAUGCUAACUACUACUACAACAACACCGACGGCCUGUACUUUAUCUACCUCAUAGCUCUGUGCCUGGGCAGCCUGAACAGUUGCCUCGAUCCAGUCCUGUAUUUUCUGAUGUCAAAGAUAAGAGAUCACUCCACUUCCUACCUGACGAUGGUGAAAUCGUCUUAGAGAAGAGUGAGUUAAGCUAGGAGCUCUAGCCGCUAGGGACAUCUAAGGAUUACUAUGAAACAGGGCUGCACGAUCAAACACCGCAAGGAAAGGACUGGCCUUCACAAAAGUACUUUCUCAUUAUUUUAAGACCACCAUUGAGGAGAACAUUUGCUAUCAACGCUCUUUAGGGUGAUUUACAUAUUGCCAUUUAUCUGCUGGUACCGGACGUCCUGACUUCUCCAAAUCAAAGUCUCUCUGGUUAUUUCCGCCCCCCCCCCACCUCCUUUUAUGCACGGCAGUCCCAUAACUGUCAUCGGGCAUCGUGUUUUAUAUACGCAUUUAUCUCCUUGGAUUCUUAUGCUGGUGGCUGAGUUGAUUAUUGCCUUGUCUACGCUUUCUGCUUGUCUCUCCCUGUGAUCCUUGUCUUAGUUCCAACCUUCGUGUUCUAACCAUUCUUUUCAUAGGUAAAUACCAGACGAACCUUCAAACACCAACCUGAAAACAUCACUCCCCAGUGCCAGCUUGAGCCCUUGCCCUGACUCCACAUGCUUCUGGAGUCCUUGGGGAAUGAGUCCAGUCAGGCUGGCAUUCGGGGAGAGCCCUCCUACCCUAUUUCCUGUGCAACCUUGCAAACAACGGAGGCCCAGCCUGAACUUCUUGCUCUGUUGUGAGCUGGACUUCUCUCUCUGUCUCUGCUUAUGAUUAGAGAGCUGCUCCUAUUAUCUUUGCUCCCAAUCUGUCCAAUUCUGGAAGUCUUCCCAAGGCCAUUGUUCCCUCAUUCUCAUGCUUCCCCACGACCCCCGCACCCACCCCUCCUGCCAUCUAAAAGGGUUUCUUCUAUUUUUAUUAGGGCACUUAUGAAUAGCUCAUUUAGAAGCAAGUAAUCAUUCUGGUAACACACACUAGGCACUAUGGGCACAGUGAGAAGGCACUUGCCCUCUACCUUCUUCAAGCUCCGGGUGACCCCAAGUUCAAGUCUUCCUGGCUUCUGUGGGUCCCUGCACUCCACACCCCAUGCAUCAUGCCACUGAAGGAAUGAAGGAAACCCCAAGCAUCUAAAUAGCAAAAAUAAGCUCAUAAGGUCAUUACCAAGUUUAAAAUGACCCCUCCACUGUCACUGGCAUACAAAACUGUUUUGUUGCUAUGAAGGCCCAGUAUCUUACGUUGGUAGAUAAUUAUGCUUCUCUUCCAUGAGGGAGUAGACAGCAGGUGGAGUAUGGAAUGGCUAAGGGGGGGAGGCCCAGGGGUGUAUAUGAAUGAGGGUAAGGAAGCCUUGAAGCAUGAAGGAUUGUGAAGAUGCAUUUACAUUUGUAGUAGGAGCUUGCAUUGACCAUAUACUUUGUAAUAACCAUUAAAAGGAUUUAACAACCCUC